AUGGGCGUCCAGAUUCCUGACCUUCAAUUUACCUCCCUUGAAGCCAUUCCCGAGCUCAUUUCUGCCAUCCGCAAGUCGUUCUUAGAGCACAAGACCCGCGAUGUCGAGUUCCGUCUCGUCCAACUCCGGAAGCUAUACUGGGCCAUCAGAGACCACGAGGAGCAGAUCGUCGAGGCCUGUGCCCGGGACCUGAGCAAGCCACGCUUCGAGACUGAACUCGCCGAGAGCGGCUGGCUGCUCAACGACAUUGUCUUCACCACUCGGAAUCUCCAUAAAUGGGCGAAGGAUGAGAAGGCCCCUGAUAUUGAACUCGCUUUUAAACUCAUGAGCCCCAAGAUCCGCAAGGAUCCCCUCGGCUGCGUGUUGGUAGUCGGUACAUUCAACUUCCCUUUCCAACUGACCUUGGGCCCCGCCAUUGGUGCCAUCGCUGCCGGUAACACUGUUGUUAUUAAGCCAUCUGAGAACGCCCCCCACAGCGCGGCUGUCAUACAAAAGAUCUGCGAGGCAUCCCUAGACCCAUCAUGCUACUCCGUCAUCCAGGGUGGGGUGUCCGAGACUCAGGCUCUUUUGGCCGAUCGCUGGGAUAAGAUCUUCUUUACAGGCGGUGCCAAUGUCGGCCGAAUCAUUGCUAAGGCAGCAGCACCUAACCUGACCCCGGUGGUGCUCGAGCUCGGUGGUAUCAACCCGGCAAUUGUUAGCAAGACUGCCGACCCGCGCCUGGUAGCACGCCGUAUGCUCUGGGGCAAGACUGUAAAUGCAUGCCAGCUCUGUACUUCACAGAACUACCUCCUCAUCGAUAAAUCGCUUGUGACUCGGGUAGUGCAGGAAUUUAAAAAGGCCUACAAGGAGUUCUAUCCUAAGGGUGCAAGGGCCUCGCCGGACUACUCACGUAUUAUUCAUAAGGGUCAUUUUGAACGCCUUAAGUCUAUGCUCGAUAACAGCAAGGGAAAGAUCUUGCUUGGUGGGGAAUUGGACGGGAAGGAGCUUUUUAUUGAGCCUACAGUUGUCCAGAUUGACUCUGUAGAGGACUCGCUGUGCAUGCAGGAGAGCUUUGGUCCCUUUAUCACAAUUCUGCCAGUGGAGAACCUGGACGAGGCUAUCAACCUUGCAAACAGUGUGCAGAGUACUCCACUCGGGCUCUAUCCUUUUGGAUCCAAAGCCGACGUUGCUAAGAUUAUCUCCUCUACCCGUUCCGGCGGUGUUUCUUGCAACGAUGCCGCCCUUCACAUUCCUACCCUGCCAUUUGGUGGCGUCGGCGAGAGUGGCUAUGGUGCUUAUCGGGGUCAUUAUAGUUUUGAUGUCUGGGUACACCGCCGCCCUAUAACCAGUAGCCCCGGUUGGCUCGAGUCGAUACUCACCAUCCGCUACCCACCGUACGCUGGCAAGCUGAGCAAGUUCAAGGCCGCAAGUACCCUGGUCCCGGAUUUUGACCGCAGCGGUCAGAAACUGACUCUGGGCUGGCUGCGCUUUAUCUUGACGCUGGGUAGCGGGAAUGCGACGACUGGCGCUGGCCGUGCUGCUUUUGUUGCUGCUAGUGAGUAG
This is a messenger RNA of Aspergillus puulaauensis, 1542 nucleotides long. RefSeq names its product aldehyde dehydrogenase family protein. The transcript is spliced from 4 exons. Gene Ontology annotation, biological process: aldehyde metabolic process. Gene Ontology annotation, molecular function: aldehyde dehydrogenase (NAD+) activity. The record is from RefSeq and is a predicted model, not a curated record. The coding region runs from base 1 to 1542 and encodes 513 amino acids. NCBI's taxonomy places the organism in Eukaryota, Fungi, Ascomycota, Eurotiomycetes, Eurotiales, Aspergillaceae. Gene Ontology annotation, cellular component: cytoplasm.